Molecule: messenger RNA, 1689 nt
Organism: Penicillium antarcticum
Lineage: Eukaryota; Fungi; Ascomycota; Eurotiomycetes; Eurotiales; Aspergillaceae
Product: origin recognition complex subunit 2
Exons: 1
Coding region: 1-1689 (562 amino acids)
Biological process (GO): DNA replication
Cellular component (GO): nucleus; nuclear origin of replication recognition complex
Molecular function (GO): DNA replication origin binding
Source: RefSeq, a predicted model, not a curated record
AUGAAGCGCAAGCUCUCAGAUUCCGGCGAGACGCCGGCAGUCUCAACCCCCAAAAGACGCCGAACAGCCCUAGAACAAGCCAAUGGCGCCCCGAACGGCCACGCGCCCACGCAUCCACCCCCGAACGGCGAUGCCUCCUACGAGCUACCUCCCUCACGGGACCAAUCAACGCCGAAAAAGGCCAACGGCAUCUCAGCAACGCCGCUGAAAGAAUCAGGUCUCAAGACUCCAACUCAUAAGUCCAAGGCUCGUGAUUUAUUCGCUACGCCAACCAAGCCCAAAUCUGCAACCGCGGCUACACCAUCCAGAGUCCAGAAUGCGGAUCGGUCGGCGAGGAAAAAGAGCGCGCGUGUGCUGUUUGAGCAGGAUGAGGAUGCAGCCUGGGAUGGAUCGGAGCAGUUAGCAGAGGAAAUCUUACAGGGCGACGAGCCGGACAUAGGGAAAGCAGCUCCGCCGUUGGCGGAUAGCAUUGAAGCUGAUCCGGAAGAGGUAGAGGAGAAGGGUGCAAAACAGCCUAAGCGCCGUGCGGGACGGCCUAAGGGCGCGAGGAACAAGCGUUCGCCAACGCCGGAGGGUGAACUCCCUGCGCAUGAGCGAUAUUUCUUCCAGAACCGUGCUGGUCCUGUUAAGACGUCGAAUGCCAAUCUCAACAAAGUCUCGUUGUUGACGCAUGAGGAGUAUUUCGAGAAAAUGGGUCUGUAUGAGGAUCCCUGCAGGGAUGAGAAGGAGUAUCUCCUUUCUUUGCACCACCGGUCUUUCCCGCAGUGGGCAUUCGAGUUCGAUGAAGGGUUCAAUAUCUGUAUAUUUGGGUAUGGAUCGAAGCGCAAGCUUGUCGAGCAGUUUGCCGAUUGGACAUAUCACCACAGCCUGUCAAAUACUGCGUCACCGUCUAUCAUCAUCAUCGUCAAUGGGUACACACCGGGUAUCUCUAUCCGAUCGAUCUUCGCUACGAUCGUUACAGCUGUUAUGGGCGACGAUGUCCCCUCCAAGCUCGGUGCCCAGCCAACAGAAGUCCUAGAGUUACUUCAAUCCGCGCUCAAAUCCGGUGGAGAGACUGAGCAGCCUGUCACAGUUUUGAUCAACUCGAUCGACGCCCCUCCUCUCCGCCGCGCAGCAAACCAGGCCCUUCUUGCCCGUCUGGCUGCUACACCGCGCAUCCGCCUGCUGGUCACGGCGGAUACGCCCAACUUCCCAGUGAUGUGGGAUAUCAGUCUCCGCGACCAGCUCAACCUCGUCUUCCACGACUGCACAACUUUCCUCCCCUUCUCGGCCGAGGCAGACGUCGUCGAAGAAGUCCACUCCCUCCUCGGCCGUAAGGGUCGUCGUGUCGGCGGCAAGGAGGGUGUAGGCUUCGUGCUGAAGUCUCUUCCAGAGAACGCACGCAACCUAUACCGUCUCCUAUUGACGGAAUUGAUCACUGUCAUGGAGGACGGUAACCAGUCCGACGAUGAAGCACCAGCCGACGGCUGCAAGGCUGAUGACACGGGUAUUGAAUUCCGUCAGCUGUACCAGAAGGCGACGGAAGAAUUUGUCGCUUCUUCUGAGAUGAUGUUCCGGACAUUGUUGAAGGAAUUCCACGAUCACCAGAUGAUCACGUCCCGCAUGGAUGCCAGUGGUGGUGAGAUACUCGGUGUUCCUCUGUCUCGUGAUGAGAUGGAGGGUGUGUUGGAGGAUCUGGUGCUGGGGUAG